AUGAAAGUAGGGGGGAAGAGAACUGUGCUUGUUCCUCCAGAGGCAGGAUACGGCAAAAAAGGGAUGAAUGAGAUACCGAGAUCGAGCCAAAGCAGACUGGAACAUAGUGUUUCUAGGCUUAGUUGUGCCAUAUUUCAAUGCAGGCAUGCCAACCUGCGAGCGUGCAAGCAAAUUGAUCAUGCAGAUGAAAAGUUUGACAAAUCUAUGACCAAGAAUCUCAGCAUGCUCAGAGAAGCAAAGAAUGUGUACUAUGUUGAACAAGACUACUUGUAG
Molecule: messenger RNA, 273 nt
Organism: Ilex paraguariensis (yerba mate)
Lineage: Eukaryota; Viridiplantae; Streptophyta; Magnoliopsida; Aquifoliales; Aquifoliaceae
Source: the annotation of a GenBank genome assembly